CUCCGAAGAUGCGAGUGUGUCUCCUUGGAGUGAGAAACGUUGAGUCCAGGCUGAACCGUUGGACCUCAGCAUGUCGAGGAAGUCUUGAUGUGUUCUCGCCAGCUUGAUAUCGGACUAGUUCGGCUCAGCUCGUGUCCGCUCGGUUUAUUUUCAUCCCAACCUCCACCGGAGCGGAGCGAAUCCCCAUCCGGAUUGUAUGCUUUAGUGUCGGACGAUCGGCACCGAACCCACCGGGAACCGGGACGGAACUCGGAGCCGCGACCGGAUCUGGCGGAGGUCUGAGAGCUUUGAGGCCCGGGACAGAUACCGAGCCGGUGGUUGCAGUGGAGCCGGGUUGUGGUGCACCGCUGGCGGCUGGAGCUCCAGCCUGCACCCCGCUGGACGGAGGAGCGAACCGGAGCCAUGUACCAGGUCCAGGGGAAAGGGGAAAGGGUCGUUGCCAUGGUGCUGAAGGAGCUUCCUGCCAAAAAGGCCUCCUCAGAAGGAAACCCCCUCCUCACCGUGACAACCAAGAUGGUCCGGGAGCAGCAGGAGAGUCGACCCCUGCUGAGUCCCUCCAUCGAUGACUUCCUGUUGGAGAGCCGGAGCGACGCCCCCUCCACUCGACCCCUGACCUCCAACACAGCAGUUCUCUCCACAGCUGUGGACCUGGUGGACCUCAGCGAGCCGCCGGACAGCAGUGAAGGUGCUGGGAGCGGCAAUAAGUACCAGAGGACGAGUCCUCUGAGGAGAAAGGACUCCAGGAGCCCUCGCCAUCGCACGAGACCAGACGAGACGGAGCUGAUCCAGGUGGAGGUGGAGCACCUGCCGGCCAGCCCCAGGACCCCCGAGAGGACCUCUGAGGACUCAGGCAGCCGGUCAACCCAGCAGGACCGAUGGGACGAGGUGAAGCUGGACGUGGAGGACGGGGCACUCAGGAGAAGACACGAGAGGAGGUGCACCUCCCACCACUCCUCCAGCGAGCUGCUGUGGUCCGCAGAGUUUAAAACGGAUCCUCUCGCCAAGAACUCAUUCGACAUCCACAGCUUCAACGCCCUGGACUUUGCAUCUUCACCACAGCAGCACAGACGGACUCGUUCUCUUCUGGCUGGAAACGAGUCUCUGGAGGACGAGUUUGUCAGAGCGAAAGCUGCUGUGGAGUCCGACACAGAGUUCUGGGACAAGAUGCAGGCCGAGUGGGAGGAGCUUGCCCGGAGGAACUGGCUUGAGGAGUCUGAGGAUCAGGGUCCGCCCCCCCCCACCGUCACACCUGUGGAGAAGAGUUACUGCUUCAGCACCAACAACCCGUACAGAGACGCGCCCAGCGCCUUCUCCGAGGCCCAGGACCGCGCCCGGGAGGGCGACCUGAACGCCGCCGUGCUGCUGCUGGAGGCCGCCAUCCUGCAGGACCCGCAGGACUCCGAGGCGUGGCAGGUCCUCGGGACGACGCAGGCGGAGAACGAGAACGAGCAGGGCGCCAUCGCGGCGCUGCAGAGGUGUCUGGAGCUCCGCCCCAACAACCUGCCGGCACUGAUGGCGCUCGCUGUCAGCUUCACCAACAGUGGAGAGCAGCGGGGGGCCGGCGCCGCCCUGCGCCGCUGGCUCAGCCACAACCCACGCUACAAGCACCUGGUCCCGCCUCACAGGGCCGCCCGCCCCCCCACACCGGCCAGGGCUGAGCUGCAAGACGUCCUGCAUCUCUUCCAGGAGGCGGCCAUCUUGAAUCUGGAAGACGUGGAUCCGGAUCUGCAGACCGGACUCGGAGUUCUUUUUAACCUCAGCUCUGACUUCAGCAGAGCGGUCGAGGCCUUCAGCGCGGCGCUGUCAGUCAGACCACAGGACUACCUGCUGUGGAACCGCCUGGGAGCGACGCUGGCUAAUGGAGACCGCAGUGAGGAGGCCGUGGAGGCGUAUAAGAGAGCCCUGGAACUACAGCCCGGAUUCAUCCGGUCCAGAUACAACCUGGGGAUCAGCUGCAUCAACCUUGGGGCUCACAGGGAGGCAGUCAGUAACUUCCUGACGGCCCUGAACCAGCAGAGGCGGAGUCAGCAAUGCAGCCAUCAGCAGAUGUCGGCCAAUAUCUGGGCUGCUCUGCGAAUCGCCGUCUCCAUGAUGGACCGACCCGAGCUGAUCCAGGCCGCCAACGCCGGGGACCUGGACCUGCUGACGAGGGCCUUCGAGGUGGUGCCUACCUGCCAAAGAAGGCCACCUUCAUGUGUCUCCGGACCAGAACCUCCUUGAUGGUCCACAGCUUGGUGG
Molecule: messenger RNA, 2238 nt
Organism: Pungitius pungitius (ninespine stickleback)
Lineage: Eukaryota; Metazoa; Chordata; Actinopteri; Perciformes; Gasterosteidae
Gene: pex5lb
Product: peroxisomal biogenesis factor 5-like b
Exons: 16
Coding region: 403-2220 (605 amino acids)
Biological process (GO): protein import into peroxisome matrix, docking
Cellular component (GO): cytosol; peroxisomal membrane
Molecular function (GO): protein binding
Source: RefSeq, a predicted model, not a curated record